Messenger RNA from Aspergillus calidoustus, 1470 nucleotides. The record is from the annotation of a GenBank genome assembly. Lineage: Eukaryota; Fungi; Ascomycota; Eurotiomycetes; Eurotiales; Aspergillaceae.
AUGUCUAGACCAAGUUUCCCGAAUUAUGUGCGCGAGCUUCGAUGGAGACUCCAAAACGCACGCAACCCGUAUCCCAUUGUCGAGGUGAGUACAAAGCCAGUGACCAGAAUCCGGUCGGUUUCUAAUGUGCGUCUCACAAAGGACAUGUUCGAGGGGUUGCACGACCAGCAAGGCAAGAUCAAUGCAUCCGCCGCGAGAAUCUUAGGCCAAACAGUGCGGAUUCAUCAGCUCGAAAGGGCGCUGGAGGAGAAGCAAAGGCAGCUCGACCGGAUGGGCCACACCAAGGAGCGUGAGUUCUGCUACGUGUCUGUCCUCGUCGAUGGGACCUGUAUGCAUUUCCUGAACGAGCUACUGUGGAAAGGCUUUGAUGGCGGUAAUCAAGCUGUCUAUCUCCUCGCCCGGGAGACUCUCAAAUACCUGAGAGCCAAAGACCCCUCCUUAGGCAAUGAAACCACUUGCAGGAUACUCGUGUGUGCGAAUGAGGAUGAACUACAACCACUGUACGGUGCUUCUCUCCUGACAGAGUUCAUACGAGGCUUCAACAGUAAUCGCCUGGCCAACUUUGUCGAUGUGGGUGGCGGGCACGAAAAGGUCGAGGACAAGUUACAUACCGUUUUACGCCAUGACUAUAAUAACAAGCACUGCCGUCACGUUGUGUUUUGCGGAUCCGGGAAUGAUAAGCAUGCCGGUAUCCUCUUUCGAUUCAGAGGAGACCCAGCCAUCACUCUGGUCGAAGGAAAAUUCUUUCCCCCAGGGAUGCGUGUUGUUGCGAACAUCUUUGACACCACCAAGUUCAACGACGUCUUCAUGACACCUGUACCCCAGACCUCGAAUGAAGCUGCACCCCUGGACAGUGUCUCUUCGGGUCGAGCACCACAGCCAUCCUCACUUAACCCCUCCCCCCCAGUCGAAGGGCAAUCGUUUCCCCCAGGGAUGCGUACUGUUGCGGGCGCCUUUGUCACCACCAAGUUGAACAACGUCUCCAUGUCACCUGUACCCCAGACCUCGAAUGAAGCAGCACCCCUGAGCAGUGUCUCUCCGGAUCGAGCACCACAGCCAUCCUCGCUUAACCGCUACUCCACAGUCGAAAAGGUGGAGGAGCAUUUCCGUGUGCACCUAAAUGGCCAGGACCAGCGCGUUGAUAGCAUAAUUCCUCACUCGGAGAAAGAGACGCUUUCUCUGCUGAGGGGCAGGAAGCUGUGCAAUGAGUUCAUUCUUCUGGGAGUCUGUCAAGCUAAAGAGACUGACCGAUGCCGGUACAUCCACCGCGACGUUGCGUGGACCCGACAGCAGAAGCUUGACAUGUUAUACAUCUCUCGGUUAAGAUGUUGUGCUUUGGGAUUCGACUGCCGAAAGCCAAACUGCAUCCAUGGACACCGCUGUCCUUUCGGUGAUAAGUGCAAGAAGGCAAGGUGCGCGUUCACACCGGAGAUGCAUAUCGUUGAUUGUAAUAUUUAUAAAACGUUGUGA